Molecule: messenger RNA, 1207 nt
Organism: Aphis gossypii (cotton aphid)
Lineage: Eukaryota; Metazoa; Arthropoda; Insecta; Hemiptera; Aphididae
Gene: BORCS7
Exons: 2
Coding region: 543-860 (105 amino acids)
Cellular component (GO): BORC complex
Source: RefSeq, a predicted model, not a curated record
AUAAUGUUUUCAAUUAAUCAAGGUUGCAAAAAUGCAAAUAAUAAUCUUUAAUAAUCGUGUAUGGUUUAUUGGUGUUCUUGUAUUUCUUGACCACUGCUUCAGUCGCUUUAGAUAGGAUCUAAAGUCAGCAGCUGCUCUUCGCUUUUCUUCAAUUUUCACUUGGUCUUCAUCGUAGAGCAUUGGUAGUUCAAGAAGUCUUCAGUCUUGACUUAUUGAACUUCGAUCGUCUGCUGUAAAGUGCAUUUACUAUAUUAUUAUGAUCUAAAGUAUUGAAUCUCUGAAUUUCAAACUUACUUAUUUUAAUUUAUAGUCUUGACUUGAAUCAUGAAUCAUCCUUUCAACAUAAAGAAAAGAGAUAAUAUAAAACUUAAAUUAUCUUACUUUUGUACCUCAAUUAAUACAUCAUUUAAAUUAUAAUCGAUGGUAAUAACUAAUCAGGUUAUAGAUUAAUGGUUCAGAGUUUUGAGAAUCGCUAAAAAAAUUAAGUGUGACUGUGGUGAUAAAAGCUUAUUGAAUCAAUACAAUAUUAAUAAUAAUUGAUAAUGACCUCAGCUUCAAGUACAAGUGCUAGAUCCCUUUUUGGUGAUUCAAAAAAUUUGUUGAGUGAACGGGUAAAGUUGAAUAUCAAUAAUAUGUCAUCAGUUAUCAAGCAAAUCCACAAAAGUUCAAAGAGUCAUGAUAUGUUAAAUCAAACGGUCAAAAAUCUUUCAUCUUUAGAAUCCAAUAUUGAUCGCACUGAACAUAACUUAAAUCAACUAAGAAAUGUUUCAACCAAUUUCAACCAACAAUAUGGAGAAUUUAAAAGAUCUAUACAUCUUAUUGAAGAAGUAAAAGAACAUGUUCAAACUAUGCAAAGAUAAAUAUACAAAUUCAAUUAAUUUUUAAAUAUAUGUAUAUUGUAUAUUCAAAUAUGUGAUUUUUUUUUUGUUUUGUGUUAAAAGUUGUACUAAUAAUAAUGUUAUAAAAACAACUUAAUUUCUUAAAUAUUUUGUAUUUUAGUUGUGUAUGUGGUAUGAUUUGUGGUUAUGUAAAUAUUUAUAAAUUAAUACCAAUUCAAUCAAAAUUACUUUUUUAAGAUAUUAAUUUUAUCAUUUACUUUACUUUUUACUUUUAUUUAUAAGUAAUAUAAUUAAUGUUAAAAAAUUGUGUCAAUAUGUGUUAUAUAUGUAAAUAUGUUAAGUAAUAUAAUUUAUAAAAGAAUAUUUAA